GGAACCAAUCGCGUGAACGUAUCAUGCUCAGCGUGCUUGGCAGGUCUCUGAUCAGUCGGAGGCUCACUGAUAGCGUAGGUAGUAGAUCUGUGGGCACAAUGGCAGAAGCUCUGGCUAAAAUUCCCGAUGUUGAGAUUGAUCCCGAGGGGACUUUUAAAUAUAUACUGCUAAGAGUUAAAGUAAAAGAUGGCGAUGCACAGAAAGACGUAGUACGAGGCACUAAAAGUGCGGAGUACCACAAUCACAUAUUUGAGAAGGUCAGUCCAGCUCUGGAGGCCUUAGGGAUGGAGUGUAAAUGCCUUGGAGGAGGGAAGAUUGAGCACAACAACAAGGACAAGAAGAUCAGGGUGUUUGGAGAAUCCACAGCUUUUGGGAAAGCAGACCACUCUGUGUCUGUUGAGAAGCUGAAAACUGUCUUCGGUGACUAUGAGGUCACUUGGUCCGAUGACAAAAAAUAGGAGACUUGUUCUCAUUUCCAAAUGCCUGCCUGUAUUUAUGCACCAAACCACAGAAUGAUACUUUAACCGUCUGGUCUGUUAUAUUUUAAAUACAGCAUUAAACUCUUUGGUCUCAGUGAAA
Poecilia latipinna (sailfin molly) is the source of this 579-nucleotide messenger RNA. RefSeq names its product 14 kDa phosphohistidine phosphatase. The record is from RefSeq and is a predicted model, not a curated record. Bases 24 to 458 code for a protein of 144 amino acids. NCBI's taxonomy places the organism in Eukaryota, Metazoa, Chordata, Actinopteri, Cyprinodontiformes, Poeciliidae. Gene Ontology annotation, molecular function: protein histidine phosphatase activity. Gene Ontology annotation, cellular component: cytosol. Gene Ontology annotation, biological process: peptidyl-histidine dephosphorylation. The transcript is spliced from 3 exons.